Molecule: messenger RNA, 2373 nt
Organism: Lodderomyces jiufengensis
Lineage: Eukaryota; Fungi; Ascomycota; Pichiomycetes; Serinales; Debaryomycetaceae
Exons: 1
Coding region: 1-2373 (790 amino acids)
Biological process (GO): magnesium ion homeostasis
Cellular component (GO): intracellular membrane-bounded organelle
Source: RefSeq, a predicted model, not a curated record
AUGUCAAAAAAUAAACUAUCUUCACUAUCUCAAUAUGGUACUACCGUCUCCUUAAAUAAUAAAUAUAAAUCAUCAUUAUCCAAAACAAUUACAACUCCAACAAAAUUUAAUUCAAAUAUUGGUUCAAAUGGUAUUGGUAAAAUUUUAUUUAUAUUUUCAAAUUUUAUAAAAUUAGUUCAUUCAAUUCCAAUUUAUGGAAGAAAUGAAGAUAUUGAUGUUGAAAAACAUCAUGAAUUAACUCCUAAAGAAUUUUAUAUCAACUUGUUUAUUUCAAUGUUCUUAGUUUUAGCUGGUGGUGUUUUCGCUGGUUUAACUUUAGGACUUAUGGGACAAGAUGAAGUUUAUUUAAAAGUUAUUGCAACAAGUGGUGAUAAGAAUGAAAGAAAACAUGCAAAAAAUGUUUUAAAAUUGAUUGGUAGAGGUAAACAUUGGGUUUUAGUUACCUUAUUAUUAUCAAAUGUUAUUACAAAUGAAUCAUUACCAAUUGUUUUAGAUCGUUGUCUUGGUGGUGGUUGGCCAGCUGUUGUUACCUCAACUGUUUCUAUAGUUAUAUUUGGAGAAAUUAUUCCUCAAUCUAUUUGUGUUAGAUAUGGUUUACAAGUUGGAUCAUUAUUUGCACCAUUUGUUUUAAUAUUAAUGUAUAUUAUGUAUCCAGUUGCUUAUCCUUGUGCUUUAUUAUUAGAUCAUAUUUUAGGAGAAGAUCAUGGUACAGUUUAUAAAAAAUCAGGUUUAAAAACUUUAGUUACAUUACAUAAAACUAUGGGAGUUGAAAGAUUAAAUCAAGAUGAAGUUACUAUAAUUAGUGCAGUUUUAGAUUUAAAAGAAAAAUCAGUUAGUUCAAUUAUGACACCAAUGGAUAGAGUUUAUACAAUGAGUGCUGAUACUUUAUUAGAUGAAAAAACCGUUGAAGAAAUAUUCAAUGCUGGAUUUUCAAGAAUUCCAAUUCAUUUACCUAAUGAACCAAAUAAUUUCAUUGGUAUGUUAUUAGUUAGAGUAUUAAUUAGUUAUGAUCCUGAAGAUUCAUUACCUGUUGCUUCUUUCCCAUUAGCUACAUUACCAGAAACUGGUACAGAUACUUCAUGUUUGAACAUUUUAAAUUAUUUCCAAGAAGGUAAAUCUCAUAUGAUUAUAGUUAGUGAAACUCCUGGUGAACCAACUGGAGCCAUUGGUGUUUUAACAUUAGAAGAUGUUAUUGAAGAAUUAAUUGGUGAAGAAAUUGUUGAUGAAUCUGAUGUUUAUAUUGAUAUAAAUAAAAAUAUUAAAAGAAAACAACCAGGUCCUUUAUCAAAAAGAAAUUUAACUGCUUAUUUACAUAAUCUAUAUCAACGAGGUGGAGCAACAUCAAAAAGAAAUUCAUUAGAUUCUCAAAUAAAUCCACCAUCUGAUUUAAGAGAAAGAUUAACAAGACAAGGUUCUCAAGCAACUGUAAUUUCAUCAACUCCAAAUACAAGAAGAGAUAAUAAGUCUGAACAUUUGACAGAUCCAUCAACUAGUGUUGAUCAAAAGAAUUCAACCAAUGCUAAUGCAUCAAAAUGGAAAAUUAAAAAUCCAGCAAUGAAUCCUUUAGAAACAAGUAAAAAAUUUGUUACAAUCAAAAGACCAGAUCAAGGUACAAUUGAUUCUGUUGCAAAAGCUGCUUCUCCUGCACCACCAAAUUUAAAUGAACAAGAUCAUGAGCAUCAUGACGUUAGUAAUGAUUCAAAUUUGGUUGGAGUUGUUCAUCCAACAGAAGAAGGUGCAUUAAAUGAAGCAAAAAAGAGAUCAUUAGAUGUAAAAAGAGAUUCCUCACAACCACCAAGACAUAAUAAUACUAAUAAUAAUAAUAGAUUUUUAUUACCGGAUGAAAAAGAAACAGAUGUAUCAGAUCAACCAAAUAAUACUACUACUUCAAAUGGUAAUCAUCACAACAAAGAUUCUAAUAGUGAAGAUAAACAUUAUAAUGAUGGACAUUAUGAUGUUCAAAUAUCAUCAAGAAAUAUACCUAUACAAAAAACAAAUAGAGAUAAUGAAGGUUUAUUAAUUCCAGAACAACAAGAAUCUCGUAGUUAUAGAACAGGAGGUAUAAUUGAAAGUGUUAUAAAUGUAGAUGGUGUUCAUAAAACAAUAAUUGAAAAUGUAAGUGAUAGAGAAGAUCAAGAUGAUGAUUUAAUAUUAGAUGGAUCUAUUUCUACAUCAUCAAAACAUCACAAAAAAAAUAAAAAGAAAAAAAGAUCAUCAAGUACAAGAUCUGAAUCUUUUAAUAUGAAUGAUAAUUUAAAUUUUGAUGAUAAUGAAGAAAAUAAAUCUUUAUUAUCUAAUAAUGGUAGUGGUGAUAAAUCUAAUAGUAGAAAUUCAUCAAUUGGUUCAAAUAGUAGUAGUAAAAAGAAACAUUAA